Messenger RNA from Strongylus vulgaris, 534 nucleotides. The record is from the annotation of a GenBank genome assembly. Lineage: Eukaryota; Metazoa; Nematoda; Chromadorea; Rhabditida; Strongylidae.
AUGGUCGCGGAAAACAUUGGAAUGUCGCGUUGGAGCAUAUGUAUAACAUUCGCUGAAUUGACAGUUCUUCAUCCAAACCUUGCCUAUCCAUAUGCAUUCGUGUACAUCCGGCAAAUUGCAAUCCAUCUCAGAAAUGCUAUCAUUUCGAAGAAGCGGAAGGAUAUGGUCCGUACGAUUUACAAUUGGCAAAUGAUGCAAUGUCUUUACCUGUGGACUAGAGUAGUAUCAAAAGCCCACGGCGUGCAUGAUUGUGAAGCCAUUUGUGAACUGUCUUAUCCACUUACUCAACUUGUGCAUGGAGUACUUAAGUUAUAUCACUCUCUUCGGUAUCUGCCUCUGCGAUUACAUUGUAUCUCUUUACUUAUUCAAUUGCAAGCUAACUGUGGAGUUUACAUCCCUUCACUUACCCUUGCUGUUGAGCUUCUCAGUGAUGUUGUGCUGAUCUUGGCAAAGAAACCGAAAACUAUCAAAAAUGCCAAGGUUGUCGACAUGGAGUCCUCACUCAAGGCAAGUUUUACGAUCUUCACCAAGUGA